Fundulus heteroclitus (mummichog) is the source of this 1911-nucleotide messenger RNA. RefSeq names its product phosphoglycerate mutase 1. The transcript has 4 exons. Lineage: Eukaryota; Metazoa; Chordata; Actinopteri; Cyprinodontiformes; Fundulidae. Gene Ontology annotation, molecular function: intramolecular phosphotransferase activity. Gene Ontology annotation, biological process: glycolytic process. The coding region runs from base 166 to 930 and encodes 254 amino acids. The record is from RefSeq and is a predicted model, not a curated record.
ACCAAUCCUCAGAAUAAAACCGUCUGACAGCUAAAGCUUUGACCUGUCUGCGUUUUGGUGCUGCAAGCUCGCCGUCUCCCAUCACCAGCAUCAGCUGUUCGUCUUAGUUUAAUCAUCCAAUCUGCAUUUAUUGAAACAACCCAAGGUGACAGCUCUGUAAUAAACAUGGCGGCCUACAAACUGGUGCUGAUUCGUCACGGAGAGAGCAACUGGAACCAGGAGAAUCGUUUCUGUGGCUGGUUCGAUGCAGACCUGAGUGAAACCGGGGAGAAGGAGGCCAAGAGAGGAGGACAGGCUCUUAAAGAUGCUGGUUAUGAGUUUGAUAUCUGCUACACCUCGGUAUUGAAGAGGGCCAUCAGGACCUUGUGGUUCGUCUUGGACAGCAUCGAUCAGAUGUGGGUGCCAGUCCAUCGGACUUGGCGGCUCAACGAGCGUCACUAUGGAGGCCUAACGGGCCUGAACAAAGCCGAGACAGCUGCUAAGCACGGAGAGGCCCAAGUGAAGAUCUGGAGGCGUUCAUUUGAUAUCCCUCCGCCCUCCAUGGGCCCAGACCAUGACUACUACACUAGCAUCAGCAAGGAUCGUCGCUAUGCAGACCUAACUGAGGACCAGCUGCCAUCUUGCGAGAGCCUAAAGGACACCAUUGCACGUGCGCUGCCUUUCUGGAAUGAGGAGAUUGCCCCUCAGAUCAAACAGGGCAAAAGGGUGCUCAUUGCUGCCCAUGGAAACAGCUUGAGGGGAAUUGUGAAGCACCUGGAGGGAAUGAGCGAUGAAGCCAUCAUGGAGCUGAACCUGCCAACUGGCAUCCCGAUCCUCUAUGAGCUCGACAAGAACCUGAAGCCAGUGAAGCCUAUGCAGUUCCUGGGAGACGAGGAGACUGUCCGCAAAGCCAUGGAGGCCGUCGCUGCUCAGGGAAAAGCCAAGAAGUAAUAGGAGACAGAAAAUGAAUGGAUAAAUAAAAAGCAGAAAAUCCUAUUUAGUGUGUGAUGGUAAAAAGUCAUCCCUGGAAGCUGACCUCUCAGUGUGUUUCUCAAAUUGCUAAUUUAUUUCAGGUUUCCAAAUAGGGAGCAAAAAUGCUCUGCGUUGUUCUCCUUGCUUUGUGCUGGCCAAGUCAUACAUAUAGAUGGAUGUGUUUCAAAGAAAUAGAAACCACGACUCUCAAGAGAUUGUAAAUAAUUUGGGGGGAAAAAAUAAUCUUAAGCAUAGAUUGAUUCAAAAUUUAUAGUAGAAUUAAAUGACUGAAGGAGACUCAAAUGUUGCCAUAAGCUAGAAACUCGUCACAUGUAGUUGUGAUGCUGUGUUUGCAACAAGCAAGAAGUUACCUCCUCAUUAAGUGAUCAUUCUUUGCCUUUCAGUAAGACUAGUUUUUGCACCAGAUGGGGAUGUAUCUUGCCUCUUGCCUGGUUACUACAUCGGACAGGGUUGUGGCAUAUUGCGUUAUGAAUUACUGAAACACGUGCAAUUAUUUGUAAAUUUUUUUUGAAGUGCUCUUUUCAAGUAAAAGAGCUGCAAAAUUUUGUAAUCUCUUGAGAGUAGGGUGGGAUAUUUAGAACGGCUAAAAAAAAUUGUCUGCAUGUCUUUAGGCUGUGUGCUGUCCUCAUGAAGGUUGUGUGUCCUCUUUCUCUCGUUUUGAACAUUAACUAAUACCUCUUUGCAAGUUUUGCUCUGUAUAGAAUAAUGACAUUCCCUUGUUUUCAUAAGGGUCCAGUUUCACAGUGUUAAAAACAGACAAAGGGUCUCAAACUUUCCUUUUUUUGUGUGUGGUUUUACCUUAUUUGGUCUGUUAUUGGUUUCAUGUUCCUUCCACAACGUCUCACAGCAGUGUUGCUCCUUUUUAUACGUUUAAUUCCUUCUGUGUGGCUUAAAUGUACCACGUAAGCUCUGUACUAAUAAAAGAAGUAUACGACCUUA